AUGCUCACUGGAAAGUCUCUCCAGAUGACCCAGCUUCUGCUGGUCGUCUUACCCUCUUUCGUCUUGUUUGGUUACAACCAGUCUGGUGUUGGCGGUCUCCUGUCGCUUAGUGACUGGAACAAGCACUUUCCUUCGAUCGACACGGUCCAUGUUAGUGGCGCUCUGAAGAGCGAGAGGUCGACCAAGCAAGGUGCCGUUGUUGCCACCUUCACCCUUGGUGCCCUCUUCGGCGCACUUACCUGUUCCUGGAUUGGCGAUGUUCUUGGUCGCCGCAAGGUCAUCUUCGUUGGCGCUAUCUGCACUCUUAUUGGCGAGAUCCUACAGUGCACCUCUUUCGGUAUUGCCCAGUUCGUCGUUGGCCGCUUCAUUCUCGGCUGGGGCGUUGGCCAGCUCAGUGCUACUGUACCUGUCUGGCAGUCUGAGUGUUCGUCCUCUGCCAACCGUGGUAAGCACGUCGUGCUUGACGGCUGCUUCAUUGCCCUGGGCUACCUCCUCGAGGCCUGGAUCAACCUCGGAUUCUUCGAGCAGAACAACCUUCCUCUCCAAUGGCGUAUUCCUCUUGCCAUCCCCACCGUUAUCUCGCUCAUCCCCAUGGCCGUUGUCUUCGUUAUCCCCGAGUCGCCUCGAUGGUUGGUGAACAAGGGCCGCGUCGAGGAUGCCAGGAAGAGCUUGUCUCAGUUCAAGGGCCUUGACCUCCACGAUCCCGAGAUUGCGUCUGAGAUCAGCGCUAUCGAACUUGCUCUCGAAGAGACAAAGGGCAGCGCCGUCAAGAUCAGCGACAUCUUCACUAACGGCAAGGACAAGCUGUUCUACCGAUUCUCCCUAUGCAUCUUUCUGCAGUUCCUCCAGCAGAUGUGCGGUUCCAAUUUGAUCUCCACCUACUCCACCAUCAUCUUCCAGCAGGGUCUCGGCCUUAGCUCGGAGACCUCCCGCAUCCUGUCUGGUGGCGCACUCACCUGGAAAUUCCUGUCCUGCUUUGUCGCCUUCUUUACUAUCGACCGAUUUGGUCGUCGCAAGCUCUUCAUGUUCUCCGGCGCGGGCAUGGCUUCGUGCAUGUUGGCUCUUGCUGUCGCCUCCUCCUUCCCCAAGACCAACAACGCUGCGCAAAUCGCCUCUGCGCUGUUCGUCUUCCUCUUCAACUUCUUCAUCCCCGUUGGUUUCCUCGGCGCCAACUUCCUCUACUGCACCGAAGUCGCGCCCACACGUCUCCGUGUCCCUAUGGCCGGUAUCUCAACCGCCAACCACUGGCUGUGGAACUUCGUCGUCAACAUGGCCACCCCCGUCGCCAUCGAGACCAUCGGCUGGAAGUACUACCUCGUCUUCCUCAUCAUCUCCGCCAUCAUCGUGCCGGUUGUGUACUUCCUCUACCCCGAGACUAUGGGCCGCUCGCUUGAGGAGCUUGAGAUGAUGUUCAGCAGCGGCCGCAGCAUCACCGGCAUCGUGCGCGAGUCGAGGAGGCCGCUGACCGGCGGGUUCGCCAGCGACAUCGUCUCUAUCGAGAAGGGCGACGAGAAGAACGUCGACAAGGUCGAGUCGGUCCGCUCUUGA
Messenger RNA from Ascochyta rabiei, 1548 nucleotides. RefSeq lists its product as uncharacterized. The transcript has a single exon. Gene Ontology annotation, cellular component: membrane. Lineage: Eukaryota; Fungi; Ascomycota; Dothideomycetes; Pleosporales; Didymellaceae. Gene Ontology annotation, biological process: carbohydrate transport; transmembrane transport. Gene Ontology annotation, molecular function: carbohydrate:proton symporter activity. Bases 1 to 1548 code for a protein of 515 amino acids. The record is from RefSeq and is a predicted model, not a curated record.